Messenger RNA from Daphnia pulex (common water flea), 1964 nucleotides. RefSeq names its product NEDD8 ultimate buster 1-like. Lineage: Eukaryota; Metazoa; Arthropoda; Branchiopoda; Diplostraca; Daphniidae. The transcript is spliced from 9 exons. The coding region runs from base 16 to 1893 and encodes 625 amino acids. Gene Ontology annotation, molecular function: protein binding. Gene Ontology annotation, biological process: regulation of ubiquitin-dependent protein catabolic process. The record is from RefSeq and is a predicted model, not a curated record.
AGAGAUAUCUGAUAGAUGGCUCUGAUUGAUCAAAACAAAAACUUUGAAAUAUUUCGCGCCUUGCAGCAGACGACUAUCGUCAGAAUAUCGUUAUCGAAAAACAAGAAAACGUUGAUCAUGGAUUUCAACAAAGAACACUAUUUAGCUCGAAUUAGACAAAAACUUCAAGAGGAUGGCGUGAAAUUAUGGAUUUCACCAUAUUUCGUAGAUAAUAAGACCAGUGUAGAGAACUUGCAGGAAUUGGCAAUGAAUCUUUCUGAUAUGCUCGCUAUACCAUGUAAUGCCAUUCUUGUCAUGUUAACUACUCUGCAGUCCCAUGCUCUUGAAAAACUUGCAUCCAGGAAUCAGUUCCAACAAACAGGAAUGGCCACAUUACGGACAAAGAUUGUUGGAGGUUCUGACGCACAGAAUAACAUUGUCAUAUCCUUGAAUGAAUCUGGAGAAUCUUUAAAAAGAAGAAUUAUAUCUGAAAUGAACCAUCCAUCUACAACUAGACUAAAACUAAUUUGCAGUGGAUUGAUUCUGGAUGAUUCUAAAAGUUUGCAAGCUCAAAAAGUCACCAAUAACUCCCAGAUUCUUGCCAUUAUCCUUUCAUGUGAUCCAGCAUCCCAGAAAAUGGAAGAAAGAAUAUUCCAAGAAGUUGAAAUGAUCAAAGCUGAUGCUGACCUGUUGGCAAGUCAGGAGGAUGAAAACUAUCUCAGAAUAGCUGAUCAAUCGGGAAACAUUAUUGCCCUGCCAUUUGAAGAAAAGAAAUCCUUGGCUGUAGCCAUGGCCCUGCAUGAAAAAGGCCGUUCUGCUCUUAAACGGAAUCAAGUGUCACUUGCUUUAACACUAUUUCACGAGGCCGAUUCAAAAUUCAAUGCUUGUAGAUCGGAAUUACUUAGAGCAGUAGACAACGCUGCCCUACUAAACUUGGACAUUGCUUGGUGUUAUCUUCUACUCGGAAAUGCAGCCGAUAUCCCCGAUGCUGUUGUCCGUUUGAACCAAUGCGAGCAGUCCCUCUACAAAACCUAUGGAGCACAGAUGGAACGUCUCCUAACCCUGAAAGGAUCUACAGGCAACGAAGCUGUGUUAUUUUUACGGCUCCACUUACUCCAGGGAGUAGUGGCAUUCCAUCAAGGGAAAACGCUGGAGUCGAUCAAACUUUUGAAUCAAGCCAAGGAAGAGAUCCAGAAACUCACCAUCAACGAUGGCGAUUUGACUCAGUUAAUUGGCCUAGGCUUCACUUUGUCUGAUGCACGACUUAGUUUGCGCGCCUGUAGGGGUGAUUUGAAUGCGGCUUGCGUGUAUUUGCAGCGGCGCGAAGCCGAGAGAGAGGAGCGCUUGAAGAAAGAAGAGGAAGAAGAAGAACGCGAUCGAGAGCGCAGGAAAUUGGGAAAGACGGCCAACAACCAGUGGGUCAAUCUUGGUUACCUCAACACUAUUGUCCAAAUGGGAUUCGAGCGAUCACGGGCUGCUGAAGGAUUGAAACAAACGAAUAACGACAUCAAUAGGACAUUGGAAUUUUUACAAAAUGAUUUUGACUCCUUCGGGACAGACGAUGCUUCUACAGGAUAUUUUAGUGAAGAAUCCCUCGCUCAGGUAAUAUCGAUGGGGUUUUCAGUUGAGAAAGCCAAAGAAAUGCUUGAAAAGCAUAACGGAGAUGUGGAACGUGCAGUGGAGGAACUGGCAUCGAAUCUUGGCCGACCAGACGAUCAACCCGUCGCAGGGACGUCAAGAGAUUUCGAGAAGGUGGAAGCUACCAGAAAACGUAAAGAAGAGACGAAGAAAGAAAAAGCAGCUUACAAACGUCUCGCCAAAGACAUUCCGAGAACGGAAGAAGAUCAUUUGGAUACUGGCCUUGAAUUAGAAUCAGAGUAUCUUCAUAAGUACUUGAGUUUUUUAACUUCUUAAAUUUCGGUCCCUAAAUUUGAAACCCCUCCCACCUGAAAACAAGAUAAUAAAUACUUUUUCGGUUACACAUA